Messenger RNA from Trypanosoma cruzi, 1002 nucleotides. RefSeq names its product class I nuclease-like protein, putative. Gene Ontology annotation, molecular function: nucleic acid binding; endonuclease activity. Lineage: Eukaryota; Euglenozoa; Kinetoplastea; Trypanosomatida; Trypanosomatidae. The transcript has a single exon. The record is from RefSeq and is a predicted model, not a curated record. Gene Ontology annotation, biological process: DNA catabolic process. Bases 1 to 1002 code for a protein of 333 amino acids.
AUGCCCACCAAAUACCCAAAUUCAAUAAUGCUUUUCACUGUACUCAUUUGCUUUUGGCUUUUUUCAUUGUCAGCAGACGCGUGGUGGUGCAACGGGCACAUGUUGGUGAAUGAGAUCGCCAGACGCCGGCUGCACCCCGAGGUGGCUCUAAUAGUGGAGGAGGCAGCAGUCAACCUCAGCGCCAGCGGGCCAUUCCCUCAUACGACUGAUUUUGUGGAGAGUGGGUGCUGGGCCGACGAUAUCAAGAAAUUGGGGCUUUUUGUCAUGGAAGAUUGGCAUUAUAUUGACACACCGUACAAUCCGCAAAACAUUAACAUCAAGAAGAAUCCCGUGAAUACGGAAAAUUUGAAGACCGUUAUUGAAAGCUUGAAGAGGACGCUGAUGAAGCAAGAUCUGGUCCCAUAUAUUAUGAGUUUUGCCAUUGUGAAUAUUGCUCACUUCCUUGGUGAUAUCCACCAACCUCUGCACGCAGUGGAGUUGUUUUCUCCCGAAUAUCCACACGGCGACAGGGGUGGCAACGCGGAGACAGUUAUUGUUCAUGGUAAAAUGAUGGCAUUGCACUCACUGUGGGAUUCCAUUUGCCAGGGUGAUGUUAAAAAUCCAAGACGACCUUUGGACAGAUGGCAUUACGCGAAGUUGAGGGAGUUUGCCGACCGACUGGAGGACACCUACAAGUUUCCGGCGGAAGUGAAGAAUGAGACAAACACGACUCAGAUGGCGAUGGAGAGCUACGAUAUUGCGGUGCAAGUUGCCUACCCCGGAUUUGUGGACGGUGCGAAAAUCACUGACGAGUAUCUUGAGAAAUGCAGGGCGGCAGCCGAGUCCCGUGUGGUACUUGCGGGGUAUCGAUUGGCCAAUGUACUUAACCAGCUGCUCGACAAGACUCAAAAAGGAAAGGUUUUGGAAGCAAAAUCUGCUCGAUUGUGCGGGUUUUAUUCUUUAGUAAGGUCCGUCUUUGUUGAUCGCCAAUUGGAAUCACUGUUUGGCUGCAUCAAUGGGUAA